Molecule: messenger RNA, 3176 nt
Organism: Musa acuminata AAA Group (dessert banana)
Lineage: Eukaryota; Viridiplantae; Streptophyta; Magnoliopsida; Zingiberales; Musaceae
Product: copper-transporting ATPase HMA5-like
Exons: 6
Coding region: 37-3012 (991 amino acids)
Biological process (GO): monoatomic cation transport
Cellular component (GO): membrane
Molecular function (GO): copper ion binding; ATP hydrolysis activity; ATPase-coupled monoatomic cation transmembrane transporter activity
Source: RefSeq, a predicted model, not a curated record
GCCACCGCAGAGCUUGCCGAGGAAGAGAAGAGAGAGAUGGAGAGGGAAGGCAUGGGCGGCGGGAGUAUGGAGAGCAGGGCAUUCCUUAUGUCGUGCCUCGGCGGCAGGCCGCACUACCCCUCGAUGCCCAGGUACCCUAAGAAGCUGGCGGGGGAAUUGGCGGAUGGAGGCGCCGACCUCGAGGCCCGACCGGAGCCGGAGAAACGGGUGGCGCUGCUUACGGUGCUCGGGAUGACGUGCGCCGGGUCGGUGGAGAAGGCCAUCAAGCGGCUGCCGGGGAUCCAUGACGCCGCCGUCGACGUUCUCAACGAUCGGGCUCAGGUCGUCUUCUACCCCGCCUUCGUUUCGGAAGACACAAUUAGAGAAACCAUCGAAGAUGUUGGCUUUGAGGCCACAUCGAUCAAAGAGUUGAAAGAAAAUUCUACUCUAUUAUGCAGACUGCAGAUAAAAGGAAUGACAUGCACCUCUUGCACAAACACUGUUGAGUCUGCUCUACAAGCUGUUCCUGGUGUACACAAAGCGUUGGUGGCCUUGGCAACUGAAGAAGCAGAGAUUUGCUAUGAUCCUAGGUUUGCAAGUGCCAACCAACUUAUUGAAGCAGUUGAAGACACUGGCUUUGAGGCUACACUUAUUACCACAGGUGAAGAUAGAAACAGAAUACAGCUCAAAAUUGAUGGUACAUUUUACAGCAGAUACAUUUCUAUGGUGAAAAGUUCUCUUCAAGCACUCCCAGGGGUAGAUGAUAUAAAUAUUGACCCUGUGCUUCGUAAAGUUACGGUGUCUUACAAGCCAGAUCAGACGGGUCCACGUAAUUUCAUUGAAGUUAUUGAGUCGACAGGGUCUGGCCAUCUUAAGGCAUCAAUAUACCCAGAAGCUGGCGGAAAGGAGCUUCACAAGGGUGAUGAGAUUAAGCAAUAUUAUCAUUCCUUUCUUUGGAGUUUGGUAUUCACCAUCCCAGUAUUUCUCACUUCAAUGGUGUUUAUGUAUAUCCCAGGGAUUAAACAUUUACUAGAAAAGAAAGUGGUGAACAUGUUUAACAUCGGAGAGCUUUUGAGAUGGAUCUUGUGCACUCCCGUCCAAUUUGUAAUAGGCCGAAGAUUUUACAUUGGUUCAUAUAAGGCCCUGCAACAUGGAUCUGCAAAUAUGGAUGUGUUAAUUGCUCUUGGAACAAAUGCAGCAUACUUCUAUUCACUUUACUCCGUGCUCAGAGCUGCAACUUCACCAAAUUUUAUGGGAACUGAUUUUUUUGAGACUAGUUCCAUGCUCAUAUCAUUUAUCCUUCUUGGGAAGUAUCUUGAAAUUUUGGCUAAAGGGAAAACAUCAGAGGCCAUUGCUACGCUCAUGAACUUGACACCUGAAACCGCAAUACUCCUAAGCUAUGGCAAUGAAGGAAAUGUGGUGAGUGAAAGGGAGAUAGAUAGUCGAUUGAUUCAAAAGAAUGAUAUUAUUAAAGUAGUGCCAGGUGGGAAGGUAGCUUCAGAUGGAUUUGUUAUAUGGGGUCAGAGCCAUGUUAAUGAAAGCAUGAUCACUGGGGAAUCGAGGCCUGUGGCGAAGAGGAAAGGUGAUGCUGUUAUAGGUGGUACUGUCAAUGAAAAUGGUGUGUUGCAUGUCCGUGCCACUCAUGUUGGUUCGGAAAGUGCCCUUUCACAGAUUGUUCGUCUUGUUGAAUCAGCUCAAAUGGCUAAAGCUCCUGUACAGAAAUUUGCUGACCUCAUCUCUAAAUAUUUUGUGCCUCUAGUUAUUCUUCUUGCAUUUUUUACUUGGCUCAUUUGGUUCUUAGCGGGAAAGUUCAAUUCCUACCCAAAAUCUUGGAUACCAUCAUCAAUGGAUAGCUUUCAACUUGCUCUUCAGUUUGGUAUAUCUGUCAUGGUGAUAGCAUGCCCAUGUGCCCUUGGCCUUGCAACUCCCACCGCAGUUAUGGUUGGAACUGGAGUAGGUGCAUCUCAAGGUGUGCUAAUUAAAGGGGGACAAGCAUUGGAGAGUGCACACAAGGUGAACUGUGUUGUAUUUGACAAGACAGGCACACUUACCACUGGAAAACCUGUCGUUGUCAGCACACGGCUACUGAAGAAUAUGGUGCUGCGUGACUUUUAUGAAUAUGUGGCAGCUGCCGAGGUUAAUAGUGAGCAUCCAUUGGCAAAAGCUAUAGUUCAAUAUGCGAAAUAUUUCAGCACAGAUGAAGAAAAUCAUAUUUGGCCUGAAGCACGAGAUUUUACUGCCAUUGCAGGCCAUGGUGUCAAAGCCUCCGUUGCAAUCAAAGAAAUUGUUGUGGGCAACAAGAGAUUGAUGGUGGAAUUAGGCAUCCGUAUCCCCGUUGAAGCCUCUGAGAUUCUUGCAGAAACUGAGGGAAUGGCACAAACUGGAAUAAUGGUCUCAAUCAAUCAAGAACUUACCGGAAUAAUCGCAAUAUCCGAUCCACUGAAACCUGGUGCUCCAGAUGUUAUAUCCCUUCUGAAGUCCAUGAAAGUGAAAAGCAUUAUGGUAACCGGAGACAACUGGGGUACUGCAAAUGCAAUUGCACAGGAGGUUGGGAUAGACACUGUUAUUGCAGAAGCAAAGCCAGAUCAAAAAGCCGAGAAAGUUAAGGAACUUCAGAUGUCUGGCUUAGUUGUGGCAAUGGUUGGAGAUGGAAUUAAUGACUCACCUGCACUGGUGUCUGCCGAUGUGGGAAUGGCUAUAGGCGCUGGCACAGACAUCGCAAUUGAAGCUGCCGAUAUUGUUCUUAUGAAGAGCAACUUGGAAGAUGUAAUAACUGCCAUUGAUCUCUCCCGGAAAACUUUCAAUCGGAUCCGUAUGAAUUAUAUUUGGGCACUUGGUUAUAAUAUCAUCGGCAUACCAAUCGCGGCCGGAGUUCUUUUCCCAUUCACCAGAUUCCGGUUGCCUCCAUGGAUUGCCGGUGCUGCAAUGGCAGCUUCUUCAGUUAGCGUAGUUUGCUGCUCUCUCUUAUUGAAGAACUAUAAGAGACCCAAAAAAUUAGACACACUUCGGAUGAGCGAAGUUGUGGUCAAUUGAAAUUGUUCAUGUAAAUUUCUACAUCAAAAUUGUGAUUGCACAAGUAAAGAUGUCGUUCAUAUGGAUAAACGAAUUGUAACUAUUUUCAUUGCUGUGGAGGAAGGAUGCGCAUGAAGGCAUUGAUGGAGAACUCGAAUUCUGUUUUCGAACUAAUUAUACAUUGA